This is a messenger RNA of Trichomonas vaginalis G3, 1101 nucleotides long. RefSeq lists its product as uncharacterized. The coding region runs from base 1 to 1101 and encodes 366 amino acids. Lineage: Eukaryota; Parabasalia; Trichomonadida; Trichomonadidae. The transcript has a single exon. The record is from RefSeq and is a predicted model, not a curated record.
AUGCAAAGUCAAAUUGCCGAAGAUCUUCAAGAACAACUUUUGGAUGUUCAAGAUCAAUUAACAAAAUUACGACAAAAAUAUAUAAAUUCUGAUAAACCCAAGCUUGAAGAUAAGAAUGAAGUCAGUAUUAAAAAAUACAAUGAUCUGAAAGUCAAAUAUCAAAAACUUAAAUCAAUUGAUGUUCACCUGAAGAAAGAAAUUCAAGAUUUGAAAUCAUCCAUUUCUGAGACAUCAAAAAUUAGUAAGCUUACGCAAGAUAGUGUGUCUGAAGGCAUAAACCCUCUAAAAAUUCAGAAUGAUUCGAUCAUUGAUUCUCCUGAAAAUGGAAUGUCAUCAGAAUAUUCACAAAAUUCAGCAAAUCAUAAUAAUUUUUCGAAAGAACUUAAAGUUGAAAGGCAUAGAAGGAUCAAUGCUCAAAAAGAAAUCAUUGCCCUGAAGAAAAACAUCAAAGAUUUGCAACAGAAACUUAAAUCAAAAGAAGAAAAAGAAACAACUAAUGAUGAUAUUGAAAUACUUAAUCAGAGAGCAGAUAAAGCAGAAAAUGAAGUUUUAGUGCAAAAAGCUCUUUAUUCUCAACUGAAACAGAAUUAUGAUACAUUAAUGCAAACAAUAUCUGUUUUAAGAUCUGAAAAUGCUGCAAUGCUUGACGAAAAAGGAAAACUUUUCGAAAAGAUUUCUUCAUUGGAAAAAUCUGUUAGAACAAGUGCUAACGAAUCAAUUGAAAAAGACGCAUAUAGACUUAAGUAUUCAGAUUCACUUUGUGAGAAAAGGAAUAUCGAACAAAAGUUUGAAGAAGCUCAAACUGAAAUAAAGAGAUUAAAUCAUGAGAUCAUAAGAUUAGAAGCGAUGUUGACAAAAACAAAAGAUGAGAACUAUAAAAAUACGGAGACCAUCAAAGUCUACGAGAAUGAUAUGCUCACAUUAAGCAGAUAUGGUUUUCUUCUUGCAGAUGCAUUAGGUCAAAGAUUCAAUCCUCAAAAUGUUGAGAUAGAAAUAGAACGUUUAUUAGAAAUUGUCAAAGAAGAACAUCAAGAAUAUAUGAUGUUCCAUCCACCUCAAUAUAGAGAAACUUGUUCUGAGUGUGGUAGACCUCUAUAUUAG